UACUACUACUGAGGAAGUGUCAAAACUGACAUCAGAAAAGGCUGAAUUAGAGCGACAUAUUAAACACCUUGAAAUGAAAUUGAAAUUAGUAGAAAAAGAGGGUGUGGCUACCAAUAAUACAGCUGAUAAAAAUCAAGAGCAGAUUCAGCAUAUUGAUACAAGUAAACAAGAAGCCAGAGACAAACAUAUUACUUUCAUAAACAAGGACAGUAAAGGUAAAACAGAGACUAAAAUGGGAGACAUAGCUGCUCAGGUUGCCAUGCCUAAGGCUAAAAAACUAUCUGACAGUUUCAUACAAUCAACUAACUGCCAAUCUUUCAUUACAAAAGAAGAGAUAGUCAUCAGAGUGUAUGUUGGAAGUAUUCUGAAACUUAAUGUGGAAGGUAUAGUCAAUGCUUCAAAUGGAAUGUUAUCUCAUGGGGGAGGAAUUGCUAAUGUUAUAUCUAGGGCAGCAGGUUAUGAUUUUGAACAGGAUUGUGAUGCAUACAUACAAAGAAAUGGUCCUUUGAAAGAUGGAGAGUGUUGCUCAACUUCCGCUGGUAAUCUUCAUUACAAGUGCGUUAUACAUGCCAUUGGUCCAAAAUGGUAUGAUUAUCCUAUUGAUAAACCACAGUGUGCCUCUGUCUUACAAAGAACAAUUGAAAAUUGUUUACAUGAAGCAGAAAUUAAUGGUUUUACAUCAGUUGCAGUUCCAUCUAUAAGUGCAGGUGUGUAA
Molecule: messenger RNA, 715 nt
Organism: Mytilus californianus (California mussel)
Lineage: Eukaryota; Metazoa; Mollusca; Bivalvia; Mytilida; Mytilidae
Product: protein mono-ADP-ribosyltransferase PARP14-like
Exons: 3
Coding region: 74-715 (213 amino acids)
Biological process (GO): negative regulation of gene expression
Cellular component (GO): cytoplasm; nucleus
Molecular function (GO): transcription corepressor activity
Source: RefSeq, a predicted model, not a curated record